Messenger RNA from Acanthosepion pharaonis, 1047 nucleotides. Lineage: Eukaryota; Metazoa; Mollusca; Cephalopoda; Sepiida; Sepiidae. The record is from the annotation of a GenBank genome assembly.
AUGACGGGAAACGGCAAAAGAUGGAAGAACUCGGUUCCUUUCAUGCUGCAUGUGAUCGCAGUAAAAUUUGCAUAUUAUGGGUUAGCCAAUGAGGCGUCAGGCCGUUCUUCAUCUACAGAGUCAUCUUUCUUUACAUGUUUCUCUCUUUAUUUUAAAACGGUUUAUUCCAGAUGUUUGGCGCCUCUGUUAUCAUUUAAAGGUCGCAGUUCACCGACCACUCGGAAAUCGAACGAGACUAUCUAUCUAUCUAUCUAUCUAUCUAUCUAUCUAUUCAUAUCUAUCUAUCUGUCUAUCUGUCUGGCUAUCAGUCUAUUCAUAUCUAUCUAUCUACCUAUCUGUCUAUCAGUCUAUUCAUAUCUAUCUAUUCAUAUCUCUCUAUCUCUCUAUCUCAGUCACUUCAUUUCUAUCUAUCUAUCUAUCUAUCUAUUCAUAUCUAUCUAUCUAUCUCAGUCACUUCAUUUCUAUCUAUCAGUCUAUUCAUAUCUAUCUAUCUAUCUAUCUAUCUAUCUAUCUAUCUAUCUCAGUCACUUCAUUUCUAACUAUCUAUCUAUCACUCUAUUCAUAUCUAUCUAUCUAUAUAUCUAUCUAUCUAUCUCAGUCACUUCAUUUCUAUCUAUCAGUCUAUUCAUAUCUAUCUAUCUAUCUAUCUAUCUAUUCAUAUCUAUAUAUCUCAGUCACUUCAUAUCUAUCUAUCUAUCUAUCUAUCUAUCUAUCUAUCUAUCUAUCUAUCUAUCUAUCUAUCUCAGUCACUUCAUUUCUAUCUAUCAGUCUAUUCAUAUCUAUCUAUCUAUCUCUUCAAAUCUAUCUAUAUAUCUCAGUCACUUCAUAUCUAUCUAUCUAUCUAUCUAUCUAUCUAUCUAUCUAUCUAUUCAUAUCUAUCUAUUCAUAUCUAUCCCUCUAUCUCAGUCACUUCAUUUCUAUCUAUCUAUCUAUCUAUCUAUCUAUCUAUCUAUCUAUCUAUCUAUCAGUCAGAUUGUCAGUCUACCUCAUUUUGUCCCUAUCUGUCUUUCUCACUGUCCCAGUGUGUUCAACUGUCUAUCUAUCUAA